Esox lucius (northern pike) is the source of this 3813-nucleotide messenger RNA. RefSeq names its product serine peptidase inhibitor, Kunitz type 1 a (gene spint1a). Lineage: Eukaryota; Metazoa; Chordata; Actinopteri; Esociformes; Esocidae. The transcript is spliced from 11 exons. Bases 51 to 1730 code for a protein of 559 amino acids. Gene Ontology annotation, molecular function: protein binding; serine-type endopeptidase inhibitor activity. The record is from RefSeq and is a predicted model, not a curated record.
CCGGAGAUGUAAAGGUUAAAAUUGCAAAUGCGCUCACAGAUGGAAUUACGAUGACCGUACAGACAAGCGUUGUCUAUGUAAAUCUAUGGACAGAGACACACCUGGGAAAUGGGAAGAAUUUGAUCGUUGGUGAAGAGACUAUUCGACGACAGAAACAGAAUUUACAGGAGCCGGAAAUAAAUACUUUUCCCAGAAUGACUUCAUUCCUAAUUGGGAUUUUAGGCGCUUCGGUGUGUUUUAUGUUUAUACUGGGCCGGGCGGAGGCCCAAGCAUCAGGGGGACAAUGUUUGGACAAAUUCAAAAACGGAAAAGAAGAUUUCAUUCUCGACACCGAUGACUCGGUGAAAGACGGCGCAACUUUCCUGUCUUCACCUAAGGUUGAGCGCGUCAACGACUGUAUAAGUAACUGCUGCAAAGAACCGAAGUGUAAUGUCGCUUUCAUGGAAAAUGGGCAGAGCGAGGGCAUGAUCAAGUCAUGUUUUCUCUUUGACUGUUUAUACAAGCAACAGUACGUCUGCCGAUUUGUUGGGAAGAAAGGAUUCCUAAACUACAUCCUAGACUCAGUGUACGAAAAUGGUCUGGCACCAAAAUUCAUCCCAGAGGAAGUGGACCAUCCUCCAGAGGCCAAUGGCGGUCCGGACAGAGUUGUGCAACCACAUGAGAGUUUGACCCUGAACGGUAUUGAAAGCAAAGAUGACCAUGGGAUUGUCACAUACCAGUGGAAUCUAAUGUCUGGAAAUCCCUCUGCUGUACUAGAGAAAACUGCUUUUAAAGACCAAGUGACUGUGUCCAACCUGUUGCCUGGUGUGUACAAGUUCCAGCUGACCGUCACGGACACCAGCGGGCAGUCCGACCAAACCCAGAUCACUGUCCUGGUCCUCACUCCUGAACAGUCUGAGAAUCACUGUCUAGUCCCCAAAAAGAUCGGUCCCUGCCGUGGGUCCUUCCCCCGCUGGCACUACAACGCUGCCUCAGAGAAGUGUGAGGAGUUUACGUUCGGGGGCUGCAGAGAGAACCUCAACAACUAUCUUUCCCUCCAGGAGUGUACAAAUGCCUGUGAUGGAGUGUCAGUUAUGUCCCACCCGCAUGGUAAUGGCAGUAGGAAACUUGGGCCACCUCAGAAAUCUACAGAGGUGUGUGGGGCUCCCUGUGAGGCGGACAAGUUCACCUGCACCAACAAGUGUUGCAUUGACAAAGCCCUGGAGUGUGACUCCGAGAACCAGUGCAGCGACGGUUCUGACGAGAAGGACUGUAAGGACUUGAAGGACAAUUUCGGAAUACUACUCAACCUUCCCGUGAAUGAGCAGAAAGUUCGCUGCACAGAUCAUCCUAAAACGGGGAGCUGUCGGGAAAGUUAUACCAAGUGGUACUACAACCCCCUCCACAAAAAGUGCUUCCGUUUUAACUAUGGUGGCUGUGAUGGGAAUAAGAACAGAUUUGACACUGAGGACGAUUGCAUGCUUACUUGUAAACUGGUAACAGGAGAUGAUGUCUUUUCAAGAAAAGAAACCUUUGAAUACCAGGGCUCCGAAAACCAGACAGGCAUCAUGGUGAUAGCUGCACUCUUAGGCCUGGCCAUUGUCAUACUACUGGUAGUUUUGUGUUACUGCUUCAUGAAGCGCCGGAAGGAACUGCCGUCGCGCCAGCGGGCACCAGUCAAUGGCUCCCAGCUCUACACCAAGGUGGACUCGGAUCGACUGGUCUACAACACCACCACCAAGCCCAUUUAACUCCUAAACCCCUGCAGGCUGCCUAAGUGCCAGCCGUCAUUGUUACAUGAACUCCUCGCGUUAAAUGAGUCUGUACAUAUUUUCAUUUAGUGUGUUAACCUUGGGUGGAAGGGUUGUGCAGGAGGGUGGUCGGUUUUAUUUUCCACAAAUACAGGCUCGUUUGCUUCAUCUGGUUGAUGUUAUAAUGUUGUAAUUAUGUAUAUUAUGUCAUUGUUUUAUUACAGAUUAACCCUACUCAGGAAGGCAUGAGUGGCAGCAAUUCUUUAUAAUACAGUUCUGUUACUUCUAGACUUUUUUUUUUUUUUUUUUUUUUAUGUAACUGGAUCAACUUGGUGAGCAAAUCUGCACUCAGGGUAUAAUGGUCCAAUGUUUAAAAUAAAUUAUUUUAAACGGAUAGAAUAAUGAAAGCUAAAAACCUGCCGUUAUUGCUUACUAAGUUGAUUUGUUUUACUGUUCCCAUCCGUUUUACGGUGAGAAUUGGAGGGGGAUCAACGCCAGUGUGAAAAUGAAAUGCUUACAUGCUAAAUUCAAAAUGCUAACAUGCUCAAUUCAGAAUGUGUGUAUUAAAUUGAAAUGCUAGAUUAUAAAAUCUUUAUUAUAAUAGUGCACAUGACCCAAUACAAAAUGUCAUUUAUAUAAAUUCUCUGCGUAGGCUCUUUAAUUUCAGUGUUCUUUGUCUUUUUAAUUUCAAUGUCUAUGUUUCCUGUCUUUUGGAGGCAUGGACCUAAAGUGCCACACAACAAUAUUGUGUAGCAAAAGUGAAUAAUAUAUUAGGCAUAAGCCUUUAUGGUGGUCUGUAAUUAAUACUUAUAUAUAGUAGUCUGAAUAAGGUUUUUGCUGAUCAAAUCCUCUUCUCAAGAGUGUAAGUAGGGUAACAUCCCAGGUUAAAGCUGGAGGAUACAGUAGCAGUUUUUGAUGGCCUUAAUUGAAAAGAUCCAUGCAUAUACAAAUUGAAGCCACAUUCCUCCAGUCUUCGCGACAUUAGUGAUAUGGUAGUGGCCCUGGCUGUGCUCCUAUUGGCAAAAUAACUAACCAGGGAAAAUUCAGUCUUAAAAAUGAAGAAUAAUUAUGUCCUAACUGAUAUCAAUGAUAAAUUACAGAGCAGUUAUCAUGACUACAUUUUAAUUAAAAAAAGAAUUUUGCUACACUAUAAAUGUGAAAUUAAUGUGAAAUUAAAAGGAGAAUAAAUAGGGAAAUACAAGGUGCUAAACAUUUUAUUUACACUUUGACUUAAUUUGUGUCAUGAUUCAAGCCUAAAGCAUUUAUGUUUUGCAUUUCAAUGUAGCAUAAUGUACGAGCAUUUAAUUCUCAAACUGGGAUGGAUCCCCCUAUAAAUGUUGGAAAGAUAUUGUGUACCACUGAUAUGUUAUCUUUGAUGGUAGAGCUUCGAGCACGUUACUUCACUUGUUUAGUUUAUUUUCUGAUGAUUAAAACUGGUAUUUUAGAAGGAAACCGAAGACGGGAAAUAGUAUUUUUGUUCCUUGUCAUGCAUUAUGUGAAAUUAUAAACCGGAUGCUUUGAAACCUGAAUUCUGAUUGGUUAAUACCCUUGGUAUAUGAGAUAUUGUAUACUGGUUGCUUUGAAUACUGAAUGCUCAUGGUAAAGGAGACUGUAUGCCACGUGUAUGACAUCACACCAAUUUUUAUUGAUGUAACUGUAUUGGAAACCAGUUUAUAAUCACAAUAAGGCACGUCAGGGCUUUGUGGUAUACUGCCAAUAUACAUUGGCUUGGCGCUGUGUCCAGCCACUUGGCGGUGCGUUAUGCAUAAACACAGCGCUUAGCUGUUGUAUAUUGGACAAAUACCACGCCCCCUAGUGCUUAAGUGUACCAUGUGUAUGACAGCCCAUCAUGUGUUACUCUAAUGGCAUUGGAAACCAGCUUAUAAUCACAAUAAGGCAUCUCGGGGUUUGUGAUAUUUUGCCAAUAUACUACGGCUAUACCAUAACCAUAUCCCAUACCCACUUGUGCCUUAUUGCAUAAAUAUACUUUUAAAGUGUCAUUUAUUUUUUUAUGAGCACCUUUGUGUAUAGUACUCUUUACUGUUAGGUCUCAAAUCCUAAAUAAAAGUAUGCUUUCCAUAAA